This is a messenger RNA of Aspergillus vadensis CBS 113365, 1104 nucleotides long. Its product is annotated as kinase-like protein. The transcript is spliced from 7 exons. Gene Ontology annotation, biological process: protein phosphorylation. Gene Ontology annotation, molecular function: protein kinase activity; ATP binding. The record is from RefSeq and is a predicted model, not a curated record. Bases 1 to 1104 code for a protein of 367 amino acids. Lineage: Eukaryota; Fungi; Ascomycota; Eurotiomycetes; Eurotiales; Aspergillaceae.
AUGGCCUUCCUAAGACUAAGAACCCAACCCAUCCGUCGAAUACCCCCAUUAUUUAGAACAUAUACAUCCCAUCACUAUCUCCCCAGAGACAUCCCCAUCGAAGAAGAAACCCUCCCCCACUACAAUCCCAAGCAAUACUACCCCGUCAACAUAGGCGACAUCUACCACUCCCGAUACCAAAUCAUAGGGAAACUCGGAUACGGAAGUACUUCUACGAGCUGGGUAUGUCGGGAUCUUCGGUGUGCACUACCCUUUAUCUUAUACUCAGACUCCCAUAACCGCGAGUACAGAGUGUAUGAACACCUCGCCAACGUAGUAGUUGAAAAGGGAUGUUUACAUCCGGGGAGUAUACACCAAUGUCUCCUCCUCCAACCCAUGACCAUGUCCCUUCACGAUAUGCUCCAACUAAACCCUAGUAAACCGUUCGAUCUCCCGCUGCUGAAAAUGACUAUUAAGCGGAUCCUCCUCGCGUUGGACUUUUUGCAUGUGGAGGCCGGGGUGGUUCAUACUGAUAUAAAACCAGAUAACAUCCUCCUCACCCUCCACGACCCCACCCUCCUCCCCUCCUUCGCAGCCGCGGAAUCUACAUACCCUAGCCCUAGAAAGGUAGUAGUAGUAUCAUCAUCAUCUCUAAACUACGGCCUCCCCACGCUCUGCGACUUCAGCGAAGCGCGCAUCGGCACUGUCCAGAGGGAUACGGGACCCUUCAUCCAACCGAGUAUUUAUCGUGCACCGGAGGUCAUCUUUGAGAUGGAUUGGGGGUGUAGUAUUGAUGUUUGGGGGGGUGGCGGGUGUUGCGCCCACCUCUUCGGAGAAGAUAGUAUAUUCGACCCCGUGACAGGCCACCACGAUCCAUUCCGCCAUUUAGCGCGCAUGGUAGCGGUGAUUGGAUCACCGCCACCGGGGGAGUUUGUCCGGAGGAGUACCUGGAUUGCCCACGAUGAAGCACCCAUACCCAGUAAUGUAUCUCUAGAGUCAUUGGAAUGGCGUUUGACUGGUACGGAGAAAGAAGUUUUUCUGGGGUUUAUGAGGGAUAUGUUGAAGUGGAUGCCGGAGGAGAGGAGUACGGCGGGGGAGUUGUUGGGGCAUGAGUUUUUGAGGUGA